GACCUUUAACACCCUUGCAACCUUCGUAGUUACUAGUAUUUAACAGACGCUACUUUCCUAAAUCAACUCAAACGAUUAACACUGAACACCACUUUUCCAAGGAGUCUUCCAAACUUCAAAGUUCAUCAAGGAACCGACAUCCUAGUGUGCAAGAGUAUUUCCGACGGAAAAAGAUCGCUACCUACCACUUUGACCACUCACGAAACCGAUCGCCCUGCCAAGAUGAACCGAGGUACCCGACCGAGUCACACGGGCGAGGACCCCCGCAAGGCCCCGGUGAUCAAAAACGCCGACAUGGAGCAGACCCAGCAGGACCACGCCGUGGAGGUGGCCCUACAGUCCCUGGACAAGUUCAACGUGGAGAAGGACAUCGCCGCUUACAUCAAGAAAGAAUUCGACAAGUCCUACAACCCGACCUGGCACUGCAUCGUGGGCAAGCACUUCGGCAGUUACGUCACCCACGAGACCAAGAACUUCAUCUACUUCUACCUCGGGCAGAUAGCCAUACUGCUCUUCAAGUCCGGUUGAGCGGAUUCCUGUUGAACUUUGUACCAGACUGUAUAGACAUUCGCAGAUUUCAGACAUUAUUUUUUAUUGAAAAUGCAUGUUGUAGGGAGUAAUUUAUUAAUAUAAAGAGUACUUUGAUAAAAUGUAGAUGCUUAUGCGUUUUCGAUUUUCGUCCAUGGGUGCACAGAUUAAUCGUGCACAUAUUCACGCAAAAUGAGUAUUACCACGCCAGAACUGCUUUAUCGGUUUUUGGAAAGUAAUAACCGAAAUCAUCAGCAUCGCCAUUACCAGCAACACCCUCAUAUCUCCACCAUCCCAUCACCAAGUCUACAUCCCGCUCAUCUUACUCAAUUGCGCUCGUAUGUUUCCUCGCCUGACCAGCCUCUACAAUAAUUCCAACCCCAUUCCUCAUUAUAUUCCCCUAUCAUCUUCCUAGUUAACCCCCAUCAUAGUUCUCCACCAUCCUGUAUUUCCCCAUCAUCAUCAUCAUUUUUAACAUUUUAAAUUCAUCUUUCCCUUUCCACCACCAUCGCCCAUCUCCAUACCUCAUUACAAGCCUCUAUAAUGAUCCAAGUGUCCAUGUUAACUUUCAACAUAACCCUUAUCCUGUUUUCCUUGUCAUAUUCUCCAUCAUCAUUUUGAUAAUUAUCAUAAUUCUGCGUCCUUCAUCCUGCACCUUCAUUUGUAAUAGUCACCCAAUUUCCAUUCUUUAUUGUCUUCACUUGUCAUCCAAAAUUUCCACGACAAGUUCUCCAUCAUCAUCAUCCCCAUCAUUCUGAAAAUCAUAUCAUCGUCAUCAACUCCUCGUUCCUCCUUUAUUCCUUCUCAUCAUCCUAGCCUUCCAUGCCAUCCAUCCUAAUUCUCCAUUGUCAUCCUCAUCUUAUACUGCCCAUCAUAAUUUUCUGCAUCCUUUAUCCUGCACCCCUUCUCUCAUUACAAUAAUCCCAUCCCUUUUCUUCCUUCUAUACCUUGAUCAUCAUCCUUGAUUUCCUUGUAUCUCGAAUCCUCAUUUUCUAAUUACUAUCCUGUAUUUCCCAUCAUCAUUUUGAAUCCCGCAUUUUGUCAUCGUCCUUCAUCAUCACCAUUCUCAUAUCAUUUCCUUUUUGUAUUCCUUCUUAUCAUCCUAGAUUUAGAUUAACAUCUUAUCCUCCAUCCCAAUUUAUUCCCCAUCACCAUCAUUCUCAUUCUCAUCCUCAUCCUCAUUCUCAUCCUCAUCCUCAUACUUCUCAUCCUCAUCC
Patiria miniata (bat star) is the source of this 1745-nucleotide messenger RNA. RefSeq names its product dynein light chain LC6, flagellar outer arm-like. Bases 223 to 528 code for a protein of 101 amino acids. Gene Ontology annotation, cellular component: dynein complex. Lineage: Eukaryota; Metazoa; Echinodermata; Asteroidea; Valvatida; Asterinidae. Gene Ontology annotation, molecular function: dynein intermediate chain binding; dynein light intermediate chain binding. Gene Ontology annotation, biological process: microtubule-based process. The record is from RefSeq and is a predicted model, not a curated record. The transcript has 2 exons.